Messenger RNA from Symbiodinium natans, 881 nucleotides. NCBI's taxonomy places the organism in Eukaryota, Dinophyceae, Suessiales, Symbiodiniaceae. The record is from the annotation of a GenBank genome assembly.
AUGGAAGCUGAAUCGGGCGAGAGCCCGGAGGAGCUAGUCAGGCUCCGCAAGGAGCGGUCUUUGCUGCUGGGGGAGCUCGGCACGCUGCGCGCGAAGUUCGAGCUCACGCUGCAGACGCUGCGGUCCUUGUUGGGGCUCCACCUGAACUGCUCCUGGGCAGACAUUGUGGAGCAUGUAGAAUUACUUGCGCGGCUUGCUGAUGGCCACAAGGGCCAAGUCAAGUCGAUCAAGGAGGAGGAAGAGGAGGUGGACGAUGAGGAGACGGAGAUGGAGGAGCUCCGACAGCUACUCCUGCAAGCAGAAAUGGACCUGGAUGAAAAAGAGCAGCAGCUAGAAGAGCAAUGCGCUCGCGUUCGGGACCUUUCUGAUGUGCUAUCCAAACAGCAAAACGUCUUGGACAUGACAUGUGCGCAACUGUCGAACCAAAACGAGCAGAAGGACUUGGUGAGCAAGCAGCGAGACGAGCUGCUGCGGACCGCAGCUGAGCGUGAUCGGCUCAGCGAUGAGCGAAAUCGUUUGCGCGAGGAGACACGAAAGCUGCGGGAGCUCAGCACCGUUCAGCAGAAGCAUCUCCACGAGAAGGAGAGUCAACUGGCUGUCGCCGAAGCCUCCCUGGUGGAGAAACAAACAAGCCUGGUGAGGAGGGAGCAAGAGCUGGGAGACCUGCAAGCUGAUCACCAGAGGCAGCAAGCAGAGAUCGAGGAGCUUUGUGACGUGGUCGCCUCGCGUGAUGACGAGGUGGAAAGAAUACGAUCGCAAUUGGAAGUGUACGAGGCAGCAGACAGGAGGAAGCAUAGCUACCACCCUAGCCCUAGUGACGCCUCGUUGGUCGGCCGCCUGGCGUCAUCGCGGAGCGGACCCUUGGAAGACUUGGGCUCUGG